AUGGCAACUGAACUCCCGCCCGCCCCACCGAUCCCUGGCGAAGCAAUGCUAGAGAUAUUUGUACACCGCUCCCUCCGUAACACGGGGAAUGCACUGAACCCCGACUCUGCCUACGGAAACGGCGAAAGGCUCGUCGCACUCGGGAGCAAGGUGCUCGAGGCGGUGUAUGCCCACGUCCUCUUCCGCAAGAAACCCCCGAUGUCGGCCGCCGCUCUGAGCAUUGAACAGGAAAAGCUUCCCGAGCACGUCGCGAGAUGGGUCGGAGAGUAUCAGUGGAUGGAGAAGAUUCGACACUCGCAGGACGUGGAUCUCUAUACGCCAGAGGAGACGCGCUACAUCAUGGAUGCCUACGUGGGCGCCGUUUUCGUUGCAGGGGGUUAUCUAACUCUGUACAAUUGGAUAGAAUCUAUGGUACAGGCGCUUCCGGCUGACCCGGAACCAGUGCUUCAUGACGAAGACUGA
Molecule: messenger RNA, 462 nt
Organism: Dichomitus squalens LYAD-421 SS1
Lineage: Eukaryota; Fungi; Basidiomycota; Agaricomycetes; Polyporales; Polyporaceae
Exons: 3
Coding region: 1-462 (153 amino acids)
Biological process (GO): RNA processing
Molecular function (GO): ribonuclease III activity
Source: RefSeq, a predicted model, not a curated record